Clarias gariepinus (North African catfish) is the source of this 5784-nucleotide messenger RNA. RefSeq names its product uveal autoantigen with coiled-coil domains and ankyrin repeats b (gene uacab). The coding region runs from base 105 to 4232 and encodes 1375 amino acids. The transcript is spliced from 19 exons. NCBI's taxonomy places the organism in Eukaryota, Metazoa, Chordata, Actinopteri, Siluriformes, Clariidae. Gene Ontology annotation, molecular function: actin binding. The record is from RefSeq and is a predicted model, not a curated record.
AGCGCUGGUGGAGCUAAGAAGUGUUAGACUGUGAAGUCUGAGGUUAUUCCUGAGCUUCACCCAACUUCUACACACUCUUAUUCCGCUGCAGAAACACGACAACCAUGAAGAGCCUGAAGUACCGCCUGAAAAAGCACGAAGUCACCAUCACAAACACCGACUGGAACAAGUACGAUGAUCGGUUGAUGAAAGCCGUAGAAAAGGGGGAGGUGGACAAGGUGUCGGCCGUCCUCAGUAAGAAAGGGAUCAUCCCCACCAAACUGGAUGUGGAGGGUCGGUCUGCUUUUCAUCUUGCUGCCGCCAGAGGACAUUUGGACUGCCUCAGCGUCAUCCUCAACCAUGGUGUUGACGUCACAGCCAAUGAUGCCACAGGAAAAAAUGCCUUACACUUAGCAGCCCGGAACGCACAGUCAUUGUGUGUGCAGAAGCUUCUACAGCAUAACUGCCCUGUUGGAAAUGUGGACCUGCAGGGAAGAACAGCCCUGCAUGAAGCCGUCAUGGCCGGCUGCUCCUCUAGCAUUAAGCUGCUGUGCGACGGCGGGGCUUCAGUCAACGCUGGUGAUUUUGAGGGGAAGACACCGUUGGUGCUGGCCACGCAGAUGUGUCAUCCCCAUAUCUGUCAGCUCCUGCUGGACCGAGGAGCUGACGUUCGAGUGCGUGACAAGCAGAACAAAACUCCCUUGAUCCUGGGAUGUGAACAUGCCUGUAAGGACGCUGUAGAGGUUCUGCUGAAGAGUGGAGCUGAUGUCACCGCUGUGGACAGCUUUAGCCAUGACAGCUAUUAUUAUGCCAGACUCGGCAAAAACCCGGAGCUCAUCAGCCUUGUUAAAAGCUACCUGGAUAAUGCGAAAGCAAAAGAAGCUAGCAGGGCGGAACAGAAAAAGAGACAGCUGUCUGUGGACGUGGCCCCUGAGACCGCAUCUAACAGGGAUCUGAUUAUUCACGAUCUUGAGAAGCAGAACGAGAGUCAGCAGGAGACUCUGAGGAAAUAUCAUCAUGACCAGAGGGUCCUAAUGGACAAAGUCAGUGUGCUGCAACAGCAACUCAGUCAGGAGAAGUUGAUAGUGGAGGACAUUCACAAAGAGAGGGAGCAGCUCAAGCGCAUGCUGUCUGCCAGAGAAAGAGAGUAUGCAGCUGCAGAGACAGUAAAGGUUCAGCUCCGGAGCCAUCUGGGAGAAUACUCGGGCCAGUCUGUGAUUAAAGGGAAAGAAACGAUUCUCGUCAGACAAGCUCAAAGUCUGGAUUCAGCUCAGGUUUUGCAGCCUUCUGUCCCAUCUCGUUCUGUAUCCCGACCCUUGGAGCUCUCUCACCCAGGGAUGGCAACCCCUAAUGAGGUGGAGACAUUACGUCAGGAGCUAAGGUCCACCCGUAAACUGCAGGAGGGUGCUCAGGAAGAAAUAGGACGCCUCCAGGCUGCACUCACUCGAAAAACCAAGGAGUGUGAAGAAUUGCUUCAGAGUCGUGACUCGACCAAGCGAGAAGCAGAUCGGCAGGUUCAGGAGCUAGAGGGGGCAUUGGGAGAUGUCCAAAAGAGGAUGCUGGACUCUGAAGCCAAGGUCAAGCAGCUACAGGCACAUGUGAUCACAGUAAAGGAGCAUCUUGGCAACCAAAUGUUAGAUGACCUCAAAGCUCAGCUCAGCGAGGUUAAGGUUAAGUAUGAAGGUGCGUCAGCGGAGGUCGGCCGAGUGAGGAAUCAUUUGAAACAGAGCGAGAAAGCUCUGGAGGAGUAUAAAAAGAGUGAAAGCCUCUUGGCUGAAGAGGUCGAGAAGCUGACCGAUGAGCUAAAUGCAACGAGAGGACAGCGUGACGCCAUGGCUAAGUCUCUGCAAGAAAUGGAGGCUCGUGUUAAAGAAACAGAAAAACGUCUGGCUGCCAUGGUGCCUGGAGAGAAAUUUGACAACAUGAAGAACCUUCUGACCAAUGCGGUGGAUGAGAAGGAGAGACAGCUGGUGGAGCUGCGGGAGGACUACGAUCGCGUUCUUGAGGAGGUGGCUGAGCUCCACAGGGAGGAGGACAACCAGGACACCGUCCCCCUUCAGGAGCAUGAGAGACUCAGGAUGGCUCUGGAGGAACAGAGUGAUCUCCUAAAGAAAAAACUGUCAGACGUCACUUCGAAAUGUCAGUCGCUAAUCUGUGAGGUCGAGGAUGGUGAGGAUGAGAGGGAGCUGCUUCGAGAAGAGCUGCAUGAGCUCAGAAAGAACCUCCAGACGCAGUUUGUUCCUGUCGAGACUCAUGAGGAAUUUAAGAAGACUGUUAAUCUUGCUAUGGAAGAGCUUAAGGAUGAGCUUGAUGAGACUAUCAAAAGGGGAAAUCACGCUGAGGGGCAGUUGAGGAGGCUUCAGGAGGAGAAGGCGUCUCUGGCUGAAAGCAUGAGCAGCUUGAAGAGCACUCAUGUACCCAAUGAAAGGUAUGAAAGUGAGGUGGCUGCACUUUCAGCCUGUAAAGCAGGGGUGGAAAAGGAUUUGGAGAAUCUCCAGAGGAAGUACAAAGAUAAAGAGAAGGAGCUUGAGGUGGUGGCAGCUGAGAACAUUGCACUGAAACAGAGUUUGCAGGUUGAGUUUGUCAAAAGAGAAGAAUAUGAGAGAAUGCAGGAAGAGUUGCAUGAAGCUUUGGAGAAAGCUAAGGCUGACAUUCACAAAUUGGAGGAAGACGGAAAAGUUAAAGAGGAUGAGUUAAAGAAGGUAAAACAGGGAAGCGAUAUGUUAAAGGAAAAUUUGCAGGGCAAGUUGAAAAGGGACUAUAUCAGCAUUGUUGAGCAUGAGGCAAUAAAAAGCCAGCUAAACAGUGCUGUAGCUGAAGCAGAAAGAAGUGCUAAAGAUGCCUUCUCCAAAUAUGAGUCUAUUCAAGAAGGUACUUCAAAACUUCACAAAGAAAUUGAAGACCAGAAGAAAGAGCUGGACACUAUUCAUGAAGCCAUUAACUCUAAAUUUGUGCCAGUGAGUGUGCUGGAGGAAAAAGAGAAGUUCUUUAAUGCCACUGUGAUGGAUCUAAGAGGGGAGCUAGCAAAAAUGGAGGAGAAAUACAAAAGUGCAAAGACUGAUGUGGAACACGAGAGACAAGCCAAAGAGACUGUGAAAUUAGAGAUGGAAUCUGUGCAGAAGACACUGGAGGCUAACUUGGUCUCCAGUGAAAAGUACAGGGAAGUUGAAGAUGGUUAUAAAGGUCAGAUGGAGAAUUUGAGUCUAAAGUUAAUGGAACUGGAGCAGCAGUACAUGGAGGUGACUGUACAAAGAGCUGAACUGGAGGAACAGAACUCGCUCUGCAAUGCUGAAAUGAUGAACCUCCAGCAGAGUAUAGAAAACGAGUAUGUUCAUCUGGAGCAGUUUGAGGCCACAAGGAACUCUCUGACCUGCAGCUUGCAGGAGGCUCAGGCGGAAUGCAAGCGCCUCAGUGAGGUCUACGAUUUGGAGGUCCAGCGCACCCACAAUCUGGAGAAUGAGCUCCUGAACCAUAGAACUGAUGCUGACCUCCUGGCUCAACACAGCCAUGCCAGAAUGGCCCUGGAGCAGGAAUUGGACAAGCUUCGUUUGGCCCUAAGGGAAGAAGAGGAGACCAGUGCCCAGAGGGCUGAGGAUGUAGCCACUCUGCAGACAGAGCUUCUCAGAGCAACACAUGCCUUGGAUGAUCUUCGCAGCCAUGAAGGUCAGUUGGUAGAGCUCAAAGCUGAGAAGCAGAGGCUGGAGGAUGAGUUAGAGGUGCUCAGUGAUCGCCUCUUGGGUCUAGAAGAGCAGUGUGAGGAACUAUACCAGGAAGCAAACCAGGCGAAAGAAGGGGAGAAUAGAGCAAGGAUGGAAACUGAGUCCUUGCAGACCAAGAGUGCCUUAAUUGAGAAGGAGAUCCAUGAUCUAAAAGAAAGGUAUGAUGACUCCCUGAGCACCAUCGGAGACCUCCAGAGAAGAAUUCAGACCUCCUCAGAACAGACCGAGGCCAAAGACAAAAGGAUCACAGAGCUGUUGGCAGAUGUGGAGCGGUUGAAACAGGCUCUCAAUGGCCUGUCCCAGCUGGCUUACACUGGCAACACUCCCAACAAGAGACACGCUCAACACAUUGACACACUCCAGGCGCAGGUCAAGAGCCUCCAGCAGCAGCUGGCUGAUGCUGAGAGGCAACACCGAGAGGUGGUUUCAAUUUAUCGAACUCAUCUUCUCAGUGCCGCACAGGGUCACAUGGAUGAAGACGUUCAGGCAGCGUUGCUGCAGAUUAUCCGAAUGAGGCAGCAGUUUGUGUGUUAAACCCGGCCGAGACACUCUUUGACUCAAAUCCACUCUAUAUGCUGAAGGCGUCCAGUUAGAAACGGGAUCAGUCAAGGUGUAUUAAAGACAUUCGAAUGUUCACUCAUCACAGAUCAGGAUAAGUGUUGUGGGUCUUGGGAGUAGCAUUUAAAGUACUGUUUGUGGGAGCUACAAUACUUGCAAUACUCUUGCAUAUCGACUAUAAUGCUGAUUCAGUAAGUGACAUAAAAAGGUACUAAAACUCCUAGGAUUCCUCGUCACUGAGGUGGUGCACUUUAACCUUUGUUUUUUGUAUGGGUAAAGCUGCAUUAAGUGUAUCUUUACAUUAUAACCCUAAAUACUAAUUUAAUGUUUAAAAGUGGUCCUUAAUAAUAGCCUUUCAUUUUUUUAUCAGUAUCACACAUUCUCAUUACCACGUAAAAUGCUACCAGUACAAACGAUGUGCAAGAAAAGACGUCUUGGGUCGAAGAGUUUAAUACCUGUUUUUUUAAGAGUGUACCGUAUUUCCUGCUGGUUUUAAACAUGUCUAGCAGGAAUCCUUGAACGGUUUGGUACUUUGUGUUGCGGUUUUCGCUGCAGAAACAAGUGUAUGUCCCUCAAGCUGCAGUGCAUUGUGGGAUUUCCUAUUUUACCCUAAAAGAUUCUAAAAAAAAAUCUACAGAGAGCUAGAUUUUUAGGUAUUUUCAUACAGGUCAGGGAGCAGGUCUCCUUUUCAAUUUUUGUCAGGGACAAAUUGUAAGGUCCAAAUGAUUUGACAAGCUCUUAAACAGCCUAAGUGCAGAUUAGCCGUAAUCACAUUCUGAUCAUGUGGUGGUGGCCAGCUGUGCCUUGGAUUUGAGUCAGUGAAUGUUAAUAGUGCUAGGUGAAACAGGACACAGCCUGGAUAAUCUGCUCCUUUUGCCUGGAAGAUGCUGCCCUCGUGUGGUGGAACUUGGCUGGCCAAGUUUUUGAUGACAUAAAUAAACUCUUUGUGGUUGGAUUUACUGUAUAGCUGCAGAUGUGAUGCAUUUGCGAUAUAUAUAUAUAUUUUUCUGGUGCUUUCAAAAUCUGAUGUUUUUAUCAGGCUUUGUACUACUUUUGAUUAAUGGUCACCAUGUUUAUGGUAAUACUAUUCAGCAGGACUGGACUAGAAUGACACUAUACCUAUUCAAGGUACUUUUUCAUUUUAUUAAUGUCUUUUUUCCCCCUCUUUUGGAAUAGUUCAGUACAUGUUAGAAGCCACUAGCCGAACUUUAGCUUUAGCACCGACAUUAACCAGACAUUAAGUUUAUCAGCACAUAUUUACUGUACUCCUAAUUGGUUAUACUGAUUAUAAUUUAUUGCAUAAAAGGGCUACUGAUUUUUACUAACUUAAAUGAACUGAAGUUUUUAGUUCUGUAUAGACAGCGCCAAAUCUUAUGUGAUGAGCCUUAUGAAUUCUAGUAUAUGAAUUCUGCUAUGAGGUAGUUUGCAUUUUGCUCCAAAAAUUGUAUUUUAUUUUUUUGCCUUUUUUCUUUCUUUUCCUUUUAAACAAUAGUUAAAAUCUAAAAUCAAUAAAAGUGACUGCUUUACA